This is a messenger RNA of Micromonas pusilla CCMP1545, 2009 nucleotides long. RefSeq lists its product as uncharacterized. Lineage: Eukaryota; Viridiplantae; Chlorophyta; Mamiellophyceae; Mamiellales; Mamiellaceae. The record is from RefSeq and is a predicted model, not a curated record. The transcript has a single exon. Gene Ontology annotation, cellular component: peroxisomal membrane; peroxisomal importomer complex; peroxisome. The coding region runs from base 678 to 2009 and encodes 443 amino acids. Gene Ontology annotation, biological process: protein import into peroxisome matrix, docking.
ACGACGUCGAACCCCGUCGGCGCGAGCUCCGGCUCGAACCAGUCCACGAUCUCGGCGUCGACGACGCAUCGCGACGCCGCGGGAGACGCCGGCUCGAGCGCCUUCGGCGUCGGCCCGAGCGCGACGCCGUCGGGCGCGCCGCACGACGCCGGCAGCGUCUCCGCGGCGCCUCUCAGCCCGUUCGCGCGCGCCGCCGCGAGCGAGCACCACAGCGCGCGCGGCUCGCGGUCCGUCAUCAACACGCGCGACGCGCCCGCGAGCGCGGCGGCGACGCCGGCGAGCCCGAGCCCCGCGCCGAGGUUGAUCACGGAGCGCCCGCGCACGUCGAUGGUCGAUCCCGCGUCUCCUCCUCCUCCUCCUCCUCCUCCUCCUCCCUCGAGCAUCGCGGUCGCGAGCGCGACGUCGCCGUGCCACACGUCCGCCCAGUGCGGGUCCUCGUCCGGGCGUCCCAUCGCGCUGUACACGUCCACGACGUCGGACUCGGACGUCGGCAUGACGACCGUCACGUCCGUCUCGCCGCAGCGCGCGACCGCGGUGCCGAUCGCCAUCGGAAGGUGCGCGCUCAGCGGGUGCGGCAUGUCGAGAUCGAGGGGGACGUAGGACGGGACGACGUCCUCGCGGCGGCAUCGCGUCGCGAGGGCAUCGCGGCGGGGGGUCGGGCGGGGGUAUUGAAGGGGAUGCCGCGGCGGCGCGUGGACGCGGCUCGCGCGGACGGCGCGGGCCAUUAUCCGGUCUCGGACGAGUCCCUGGAGCUUCUUUUCCGCGGGCAAUUUCGCACCGAGACCGCAUCAGGGCGAAUCGCCUCGUCGAGACGCCGCGCGGACGGGGCGUCACACGACGAGCGCGCGCGAGCGCCGCGGACGUCGCACGCCGGUCUCGUCGCCGACGCACGACGGACAUGUCUUCGGGUGCGCCUCGAUCGCGAACCCGCGCGUCGUCGCGUCGUCGCCGCGCCAGAUCCUCCGGUCCCCGACGCGAAUGAAUCCCCCCACCCGCUCCUCCUCCUCUUCUCCCAUCGCCGCGCCGACCUCACGUCUCCCUCCUUCCCCUCGCCGCUCGCUCGCUCGCUCCUCUCCCUCCGCGCAGCCCCGCCGCCGAAACCGUGGGAGCGCGCCGCGGCGACGGGCGAGAGCGUCCACGCGGCCACGCCCGCCGCGCCAGGCGACGCGCCCAAGCCGUGGGAGGUCCCGGGCGCGGGCGCGACGCCGUCCGCGCCCGUCGCGACGGAGUCGAACCCCUCGGGCGCGACGCCGACGCCGCCGCCGCGCGAGAACCGCGCGGCGGCGAACGCGGUGAACGCGGGUGCCACGACGUCCUACGCGACUACUGGGGGGUACAACCGCCCGUACGGAGGGUACGGGUCCGCGAUGGGCGGGUACGGUGGGUACGGAGGAGGCUCUUCGAUGUACGGAGGAGGCUACGGCUCUUCGAUGUACGGAGGAGGCUACGGGUCGUCGAUGUACGGAGGAGGCUACGGAGGCUACGGGUCGUCGAUGUACGGCAACAGGUACGGCAUGGGCGGGAUGUACGGCGGCGGGAUGUACGGCGGAAUGGGAAUGGGCCCCGGGAUGGGACCGAUGGGUCCCGGGAUGGGAGGACCGAUGGGCGCCGCCGACGAUCCGAACGGCCCCGCGCCGACGGCGUGGCAACGCAUCAUGCGCGCGCUGCACGGGAUCGUCACCGUGUUCGGGCGGAUAUCGUGGCUCGUGGACGAGAACUCGCAGGCGCUGCACUUCUUCAUGAUGGGCCUGAUGCAGCUCCUGGACCGCGCCGGGGUGCUGUACGGCGAGCUCGCGAGGUUCGCGCUGCGGCUGUUGGGAUACAAGGUGCCGGACCGGCCGAAGGCGCCGCCGGAGGGAGGCGGAGCGCCGGGGACGGGGAUGGGGAUGGGGCCGGGUGGGUACGGGAUGGGAGGGGUGUACGGCGGCGGGAUGAACUCGGGGUACGGGUACGGAGCGAGCCCCGGGUACGGCGGCGGCGGGUUCGAGAGCGCGUGGGGGGGAGCCUGA